CUAAUAUUUACAUUUCUUCGUUUGUACACAGAUAAAUUCAAAUUCAGCAAUCAAAUUAAUUUGAUUCGUUUCGUUACCGAGGUGAGAAUUUAAGUAGUUCUAGAAAAGAAUCAGAAUCAGGAACCAGAGACAGUGACUCAUCAUGGAUGCGCACUCCAUGCACCGCUUCUACAAUAAUACAUCCUCGUACACCCACGGUGACUCUCAGCCAGCGGUGGGUAAGCGGGAUAUAUACAACCGGAUCCAGCAGCUUAACUUUAGGGAUUGCCAAGCAAAUAUCAACAGAGUGGAUGUCCAGGCCACGCCGGGCGACGGUGUGGUGUUGCAAGUAAGCGGAGAGCUCUCCAACGAUGGUCAACCCAUGAGACGGUUUUUUCAGACGUUCGUCCUUGCCGCCCAGUCGUCUAAGAAAUACUAUGUACAAAACGAUAUUUGUUCUUACCAAGAUCUAGGCCUCGCGGAGGAGCAGGAUCAGAGUAAAGAGUCUCUUAAGAAGCCAGAGAUCCAUAUGGUGAAUCAAUCAGUUCAAGUAGGAGGCAAUAUAGUCUCUUUAAUACCGGAUCUAAUCAUAGAAAACGAGCAGGAUCGGAAUAAGAAGCAGGUCGAAAAGCCUGUGGCACAGAUGGUAGAUCAAGCAGUUCAAUUAGAAGGCUUUCUGGUAUCUUAUAACCAGGAUCUAGGCAGGGAGGAAAAGGAAGAUCAAAUUGAGGAGCACGUUGAGAAAUCAGAACAAAUCCAGAUGGUGGAUCAAGCUGUUCAAAUAGUAUGCGAAAUGCUCUCAAAGUAUUCACAGCCAGAGCAAAUUGAUGCUGUAACAACUUGUAGUGCAGCGACACAGACUGUGGAAGCUUUCUUGGAGCGGCAGGUUAAUCUUUCGCCUCCUCAGCUAAUCCUAAAAUCCCCGCUCAGAACUUCUCCUAUAGUGCCGCAGACGCCAAGAAAAACUCCAGGGGGCUUGAAGAAGUCAGUCCAACUCAUCGAACAACGAAGACAAGAGCAGUCACCACUCACUUGUAUACUGGAAAAAGAAAUAGAGUGCCGUAAGUCCAACCGGAAAUUCAAACCAAAUUCCACUUCCUCCUCAUCCAGAGCAGUCCCUGAUAAGGUCCUGCCCCAGCAACAGCUCUUGUUUUCAGAGACCAUAGGUGGGCAGGUAGGUGAAGCCCAGACUAUUACAAAUGGCAACAAAAGGUACGGCAAGCAUUGGAUCCGUCUAGAAUUUGAAAUUUCAAUUUAUUUAGUAGAUAGGCCUUGAAAUUGUCAUAAUAAAAUAUG
This is a messenger RNA of Drosophila serrata, 1275 nucleotides long. Its product is annotated as ras GTPase-activating protein-binding protein 1-like. The record is from RefSeq and is a predicted model, not a curated record. Lineage: Eukaryota; Metazoa; Arthropoda; Insecta; Diptera; Drosophilidae.